Drechmeria coniospora is the source of this 486-nucleotide messenger RNA. RefSeq lists its product as uncharacterized. The transcript has a single exon. The record is from RefSeq and is a predicted model, not a curated record. NCBI's taxonomy places the organism in Eukaryota, Fungi, Ascomycota, Sordariomycetes, Hypocreales, Ophiocordycipitaceae. The coding region runs from base 1 to 486 and encodes 161 amino acids.
AUGGCCAAGCGCCGCCGCGGUUGCUCGCCUCGUUCGGCUCGACGACGUGGCCAUGCUUUUCACGUCCUCGCAAACGACAGCGCUCAAACCUCGUCGGCCUUCCACCAAGACAGACAGCCCUUCCCUCACAUGAGGCAAGGCGGCGUCCGACGACGACGACAUGGAGAUGCAGCUAACUCGUGGAGAGGUUCUGUUGGACAAGGGAAAAAGACGAAAGAAGAUUGGCUGGGCGCUCCUGGUGAAGAAACCGUUUACCCGCUGCCGUCUGGGUGCCGGCCACCCGCUCUCGGCCGCGCCCUCGACCGCACGAUACACGAGAUCGCGAUUGUACCAUCUGGACAUUCACGACGUGCAAGGAGGACGAGGGAAACCCACAACGCUUGCGUAGAGCCAGAGCGCCGUCGGCCACUCGGAGGCUCGCGCAACGGUCAGCACUUCGAUGAAGACGCCAUCGCCAGUGGAAGCGUCGACGUCAGUGUUGUGUAA